Pseudomassariella vexata is the source of this 1885-nucleotide messenger RNA. Its product is annotated as homogentisate 1,2-dioxygenase. Bases 153 to 1619 code for a protein of 488 amino acids. The transcript has 10 exons. The record is from RefSeq and is a predicted model, not a curated record. Lineage: Eukaryota; Fungi; Ascomycota; Sordariomycetes; Amphisphaeriales; Pseudomassariaceae. Gene Ontology annotation, cellular component: cytoplasm. Gene Ontology annotation, biological process: L-phenylalanine catabolic process. Gene Ontology annotation, molecular function: homogentisate 1,2-dioxygenase activity.
UGGCCGGUGAAUUCAUGUAUGCCCCUUAGUGUAACGAAGGCCACGCCAACUUCUGACAGUAUCGAGAACUCUCAUCACUAUCUCUUCGUCAAUGUCACUUUGUGUGAAGAUUCAGGUACUAGUGCUACUGCUAGACCCAUACGAGAGCCAGCAUGGGAUGCCUUCAAGAGCGGACGGCACAGACCACCUUUGGGGCGUGCAGUCAGUCAACCUUCAUAACUAGGACGACCGGAAGAGACCCCUACAGAUAUCAGGUCGGGUUCGGGAACUUCUUCAACUCGGAAGCAGUCCCUGGCGUCAUACCAGAAGCUCAAAACACGCCUCAGGUUUGCAAAUACGGCUUGUAUUCGGAGCAACUGACCAGCGAAGGAUUCAUUGCGCCCCGAUCCACUGCGCAGCAUGUCUGGUUUUACAGGAUCCUUCCUGGUGUCGUCCAGGGAAUAGCUACCAAGCUACCCCACAACCUAGAUCUUGAGUCGAGAUUCGCUACUGAGAAUGGCAACGUGGAAUUCGUCCCCCACGGUCUCUGCUGGCAACCCUUCCCGCUCCCGUCGGACAACGAACAAGUAGACUUUGUUCAAGGUCUCAAGACCAUUGCUGGCAAUGGCGAUGCGACAACAAAGGAAGGUGUGGCCAUACACAUUUAUACGGCAAACGUUUCAAUGAGAAACCGAGCCUUCUGCAGUCAUGAUGGCGAUAUGCUGUUCCUACCUCAACAAGGAAGAAUUGAAAUCCAGACUGAGCUUGGAAUGAUGAUGGUGCGACCAGGGGAGCUGGCUGUCAUACAGGCCGGCAUCAAGUUUAAAAUCUCCCUCCCCGAUGGCCCAUCGAGAGGAUAUGUGCAAGAAAUUUUUGGAACACACUACGAAUUACCAGAUAUGGGACCGAUAGGUACCAACGGAAUGGCCCUUCCACGGAACUUCAAACACCCCGUGGCUUCGUUUGAUAGGGAUCUCUCCGAAUGGGAAAUUGUCGUCAAGCUGGCCGGAAAGCUAUGGUACAGUAAACAGAAUCAUACGCCAUUCGAUGUUGUUGCUUGGCACGGAAAUUGCGUGCCGUACAAGUACGGACUAGAGAAUUUCAUCAACACUGCGGUGGUGGACAGAGAUCAGAGCGACCCAUCGGUGUACACGGUUCUCACGGCCAAGUCGAAGAUACCCAAUGUCGCUAUAUCAGAACUCAUGGCCUUCACUCCGAAAUGGAACGUCAGCACCAACACAUUUCGACCACCCUACUAUCAUCGCAACAUGGCUUGCGAGAUAAUGGGUCUCAUAUACGGACCAUACUGUGGAAGCAGUCGAAAGCUUGCCGCUGGCGGGCUUUCGUACCAGUCGAGCUACACACCCCACGGCGAAACCUACGAGACUUACAAAAAGGCCACUGAAGCCGAGCUCAAGCCAGAAAGGGGCGGAGAGGGUGUCCUAGCAUUUAUGUUCCACAUCCCAACGCAUAUUGGGUUGACCAAGUACGCUCUAGAGCGAAGCGGAGUACUGGAUGAACCUGUGGGUCCUCUGUUCAACACGAUGAAACCGAACUUCAUGGACCAUACGAGCGAGGUGAACGAAGACUUGACGAGAAUGGGACUUCCUCCUUUAGGUACAAGUAGUUGGUGGCUGUAAUUGCUCACCUGGGCGCUUCUAUUACAAACCUAGACAGGGAAAGAGGGGCGAAGUGCUUGGAGCAAUCAUGGUUCGGUAUUUUCUAGAUACACAAUCGUUGUACUGUAUGCUGUGCUGGCCAGUUGGCACAUGGUAACCGAGCCUGUUGCCAGAUAUUUGAUGCUACUCAACAACAUCUGCUUUGCACACUAUGGUGGCACUGCAAAUCAACUGUAAGCUAUCGUGAGAAUAUAAGAAGACCCGUUCUAUCGGUGGUCACGUCGUAG